AUGUCAUCACCAUUGUGCUUUCUGGUUUUAUUUGUCACUGUUUAUGAAUCCAAAUGCUUCUGUGGUGAAAUUAAUUUGCAUUGUAAACAGAUCACUGACAGAGAAAUAAUCCUUCAAUGGACGAAUCAGAGAUUUUAUUCGAAACCUUUGUUAUUCAUACAGCAGAAAAUUAAUGAGGACAAAACUUAUUAUCCUGUCGAUGCUAAACAACAUACUCUCACUAUUAAAACUAAUGAUACGUGCAUCCAUUAUGAAUUCAAAUAUAUGACUCGAGAAUACUACAAAGAUCUAUUUUUCAGUAAUUAUAAUUUACAUUAUAUACCUCAGAUGUUCGAAAAUAUACAAUAUCGUACAAUAUCACCAACAAGAAUCAAAUUAAAAUGGGAUAUGAAAAAAACAAGUGCAAUAAAAAGUUAA
Schistosoma curassoni is the source of this 417-nucleotide messenger RNA. Lineage: Eukaryota; Metazoa; Platyhelminthes; Trematoda; Strigeidida; Schistosomatidae. The record is from the annotation of a GenBank genome assembly.